AUGAUUUCUUAUUUAUGCAUAGAACUAAUAGGUACCAAUGAUGUCGAAUUUAUAAACGCCGAAUCUUCGUACCAUGAUAACUUUACCUCUCAUCAAACCAAAUCAUUUUUUGCUUCUACUCCAUUUAACACUAAGUUAUUUACCGAAGUAGUUGAGCAGGAAAAUAAUAAUACCGAAGUAAAUAACUCAUUUGAUAGUCUGAAUGGAAGAAGAUUAGUCAAUAUAAGAUAUAUUUUUGAGUCGAUACAGUCAAUAAAACAUCAAGGGUUUGAUUGUACAUUCCGUGACUUAGAAUUUACUAAAGAGAAGAGAAAAGGGUUUUUCAGUACUUUUUGUUUUACUUGCAAAUUAUGUGGCUCAAAAGAAACUAUUAAUAGUGAAGAUCCUUCUGAUAACGUAAAUAUAAAUGCUAAUAUGGCAGUCGUGUCUGCUGUUGUAAAUACUGGUCAAGGAUAUGGUCAACUUGAAGAAUUUGCUGCAACGUUGAAUAUGCCGGUAAUUUCUAAUAGAAUGUAUCAAGAAAUGCAUUCAAAAGUGUUUCAUUACACCCACAAAAUCGCUUUGGAGGGAAUGUUAUUAGCAAGAAAAGAAGAAGGUAGACUCGCUGUUGAAAGGGGCGAUGUAGACCAGUAUGGACGUCCAAAAAUAGCUGUUGUAGCUGACGGUACUUGGAGUAAACGAUCCUAUAGAACCAACUAUAAUGCAUUAUCUGGCGUUGCUUGUAUUAUUGGAGCAGUUACUAAAAAAGUUAUAUUUUUCGGCGUGAGAAAUAAAUUCUGUUGUGUAUGUUUUUCGGCCAAAAAACUCGAUAAAGAGCCAGGUCCUCAUCAUUGUUUUUUAAAUUGGGGUGGACCUUCCACAGCUAUGGAAGCCGACAUCAUUGUUGACGGAUUUAAACAUAGUUUAGAGAUGCACAAUCUUAUUUAUUCGCAGCUGAUUGGUGAUGGAGAUAGCAGCGUUAUGAAACGUUUACGCAUUGCUAAGCCAUAUGGACCUAAUUGCAUUGUACAAAAAGUUGAAUGUACUAACCAUUUAUUGCGAAACUACAUCAACCGAUUAAGAGAUUUAACAAGCAAACGGAAAAAUUCGAAAGGUGAGCCAAUACCGGGUUAUCUUAGAAAAAUUAUUCAAACUCGUCUGUUACGAUUACGGUACGCUGUCACCGAAGCUGUAAAAUAUAAUCGACAACUUCAAACAAAUAUACCAUAUGAAACCCGAUUAAUGGUUCUAAAAUCAGAUUUGGUAAAUGGGCCCAACCAUGUGUUUGGAGAUCAUACCAACUGUAGACAGUACUUCUGCCAGGGCACAAAAGAAGGUGAAGAUAAUCUUGUCGAUGAACUAAAGCGAUUCGAACUAUGGGAUGAUAUUAUACGUGCUAGAAAUUUACUGACUUAGGUACCACACGGAAAGUCUUAUGUAUAAUUUUAAUAAUAACGCGGCAGAACUGUAUAACUCAAUCUUGGUCAAAUUUAUCGGAGGAAAACGGAUUAACUUUUCUCACAAAGGUGACAUUUGAAUUUUUGUAAACCUACAUGCAUUAUAAUAUUAAAUUAAC
Acyrthosiphon pisum (pea aphid) is the source of this 1555-nucleotide messenger RNA. RefSeq lists its product as uncharacterized. The transcript is spliced from 4 exons. The record is from RefSeq and is a predicted model, not a curated record. Lineage: Eukaryota; Metazoa; Arthropoda; Insecta; Hemiptera; Aphididae. Bases 1 to 1395 code for a protein of 464 amino acids.